AUGACGAGGUAUACAGCUGAAUCAUUUUUUUAUAGGCAGCAGCUAUCCGAGCAAGAGAGGCAAGAUAGCAAACCUAGGCAGGAUUUAUCAACUAUCUACGAGCACCCUGUGCGAAUCAAGGAAUUAAAUGAAGCAGAGAAGGUAGAAGCUCAGAAGAAACCUGAGGAAGUAGCCACUCCAGAUCGAAUAUUCAAAGUAGUGUUCGUUGGAGAUUCAGCUGUUGGGAAGACGUGUUUCCUGCAUCGAUUCUGCUAUAAUCGCUUCAAACCGUUAUUCAAUGCGACGAUUGGUGUCGAUUUCACUGUAAAGACGAUAAAAGUAGGCAGUCGGGUUGUUGCACUCCAGUUAUGGGACACCGCUGGACAGGAACGGUAUGUGAGAAAAUCUCCAAUCACGCAGUGCUCAUAUCUCGCCCAAUGACU
Strongylus vulgaris is the source of this 422-nucleotide messenger RNA. Lineage: Eukaryota; Metazoa; Nematoda; Chromadorea; Rhabditida; Strongylidae. The record is from the annotation of a GenBank genome assembly.